UUUAACAUGAAUUUUUAUCUAAAAUUUGUUUUUGGUUAGUUAUCACUAGGAAUUUAUCGAUUAUUUACUUCAGCGAAAGCAAGAUCAUUAUUUCGUAAUGGCAACAAUUUGAGAAUAAACAAAAAUAAGACCACGCGUUUGUUAAAGAUGAGAGCGGAUUGUAAAAUCACAAGUUAACUAGCUCCAUAAUACUUAAAAAAUUUUUCCUGUGAUGGCAGCAGCAAAUAUACCCGUUGAAUUGGGAUUUGUGGAAAAACGUGCUCCUUGGAAGCUUCGGAGCAAAUUUUUUCCAAGUAAAGUUGGUGGAAACCCAGCAUGGUUGCGUUUGAACAAUCUUCCAGAACGAUCAGAUAUUCUAUGUAAUACAUGCCGUAAGCCAUUAAUUUUUUUAAUGCAAGUGUACGCACCCAUACCAGAAAUUGAGUCCGCUUUUCAUCGUACGAUUUUCUUAUUUGUGUGCGCCAAUGGAAAAUGUUAUAAAAGAUUUGAUAAUCAAAAUUUUGUUGUGUACAGAAACCAACUUCCCCGCCAGAACGAAUUUUAUUCUUUCGAUCCACCAGAAUAUAAUGAAAAGACUUCAUUAGAUCCGUCUGCGGAAAAAUAUCAGCCACUAUGUUGUAUCUGCGGUUGUGCAGCGUCAUUAAAAUGUUCAAAAUGUUCUGAAGUGGAUUAUUGUUCUGAGGACCACCGUGAUUGCGACUGGAGGUGGAAUCACCAAAGUAUUUGUGGAAGAAGCAAUGCAGAGGCUGGAUCAAAACGAAAAAAAGCCACAAAUCAGUUCUUGCUACCUGAAUAUGAACUUGUGACAGAAACUGAAGAAUUGCCAUCAACAGGACAAGAGAAAUCUGAUGAAGAAAAAAUGAAGGAAUACAGACAAUUUAUGCAGUCAGCUAAAGCUCCUAAAGAAAUGCAAGAUAUGCCCCUUGAUGAUCUGGAUGCUGUUAUGAAAAAAAACGAUAAGGCUUUCAAUAAAUUUCAAAAGAGGAUAAAGCUGGAACCAGAACAAGUAUUGCGUUAUCACAGAGGUGAAACUCCAUUGUGGGUAUCUGCAGAACAUAUACCAUCUCCAAAUGAUAUUCCAGAUUGUGUUUGUGGUGCCAAACGGGUGUUUGAAUUUCAGGUCAUGCCACAACUGUUAAAUUAUUUAUCUCUAGAUAGUGUUCAAGACAGCAUUGAUUGGGGCAAUCUAGCUGUGUAUACUUGUUCCAAAUCAUGUGAAAAAGGAGGGGAAAGUUAUGUUAAAGAAUUUGUGUGGAAACAAGAUUUUUCUGAUGAUCAUCGGCAAUAAAGCUUUUUUUAAAUACA
Argiope bruennichi is the source of this 1305-nucleotide messenger RNA. RefSeq names its product programmed cell death protein 2-like. The transcript has 4 exons. Gene Ontology annotation, cellular component: nucleus; cytoplasm. The record is from RefSeq and is a predicted model, not a curated record. The coding region runs from base 212 to 1288 and encodes 358 amino acids. Lineage: Eukaryota; Metazoa; Arthropoda; Arachnida; Araneae; Araneidae.